AUGGCUGGGAUUCACUUAGCUGAACACUUCAAGGAAGAGCUGACAUGCCCUGUGUGCAUGGACUACUUCAGAAACCCAGUGACCUUGGGCUGUGGCCACAGUUUUUGCCACUCAUGCCUCCUCGACAGCUGGGGAGAAGAUGACAGGCCCUGCCCUUGUCCUCUAUGCAAAAGAGACUUCCAAAUGAGAAACUUGGAGUCCAACCACCGCCUGUGGAAGCUGGCCAGCAUAGGCCAGAAACUGAGACCCUAUUUACUGCAGUUAGAAGAGGAAAAGAUCACAUGUGAGAGACACCAGGAGGAGAAGAAGUUGUUUUGUGAAACAGACCAAUUCUUCCUCUGUGUAUAUUGUUUUCAAUCCCAGGAACACAUCAGGCAUACAGUACAUACUGUAAAAAAGGCUGCAGAGGAUUCUAGGGACAAACUUCAAAAGGCUUUGGAUCUUCUCAGGAAAGAAGUGGAGACAGUUCAGAACAUGCUGGCAGAAGAGAGAAAGAAGGGGAAGAUUUGGAAGGAAGAGGUUCAAACUUGGAAGGAGACUAUGAUAGCUGAAUAUACAAGAUUCCAUGAAUUGCUGAAGAAGGAAGAGAAGCUUCAUUUUCACAUAAUGGCCAAGCAGGAAAGUGAAGACCUGAAGAAUAUAAGAGAAAAUGAGACCAGACUUUCCCAGCACCUUCACAGCUUGAGAGAGGUGAUCAUGGACAUUGAACAAUAUAGCUGGAAGACAAAUAGCCAGCUUCUGCAGGUGGUAGGAGGUACAUUGACCAGGUGUGAAUCACUCUUGGGUCAUAGUCCAGAGACUGCCACCAUUUCAGCGAUCAUUUUUCAAAACACUAUGAUGUGGGAAAUGCUGAAGUGCUUCAAAGGGGAAGAGAAUGGAAUUCCUAUGACUAUUAGGCCUUGA
This is a messenger RNA of Phascolarctos cinereus (koala), 903 nucleotides long. RefSeq names its product putative E3 ubiquitin-protein ligase TRIML1. NCBI's taxonomy places the organism in Eukaryota, Metazoa, Chordata, Mammalia, Diprotodontia, Phascolarctidae. The record is from RefSeq and is a predicted model, not a curated record. Gene Ontology annotation, molecular function: zinc ion binding.